Messenger RNA from Odontomachus brunneus, 1406 nucleotides. It is a transcript of the gene Snr1, whose product is annotated as SWI/SNF-related matrix-associated actin-dependent regulator of chromatin subfamily B member 1. Gene Ontology annotation, cellular component: nuclear chromosome; nucleus. Lineage: Eukaryota; Metazoa; Arthropoda; Insecta; Hymenoptera; Formicidae. Gene Ontology annotation, molecular function: transcription coregulator activity. Bases 151 to 1260 code for a protein of 369 amino acids. The record is from RefSeq and is a predicted model, not a curated record. The transcript has 6 exons. Gene Ontology annotation, biological process: chromatin remodeling; regulation of transcription by RNA polymerase II.
GUGGUUAUAAGUCUCUAACCAAAAGAAGAGAGAGAGAAAGAGAGUUGUUAGUGAAACGUUCUCUAGUGUAUUGUUGGAAGAUCUCAAAGAUAUAAACAAAUUAGUUUGACGAGAAUUUACAAGUGCUCAUAAACUGAAACUAACCUCAAAAUGGCGUUACGUACGUACGGUGACAAACCAAUAAGUUUCCAAGUGGAGGAGAAUGGGGAAUACUAUUGCAUCGGAUCGGAAGUUGGAAAUUAUCUGCGUCUAUUUCGCGGAUCUCUUUAUAAGCGAUAUCCUGGCAUGUUCAGGAGAUCCAUAACUAAUGAUGAACGUAAGAAGCUUGUAGAGCUCGGAUUAAGUCAACAUGUACUUGCAUCCAGUGUUUCGCUCUUGAGAGCUAGUGAGGUGGAGGAUAUUAUCGAGGGUAAUGAUGACAAGUACAAAGCUGUAUCCGUGCACUCAACUGAACCACCUGCACCUAGAGAAGGCAAGACCAAAAAGUCGAUGGCUUGGGUCCCCAGUUUGCCAAAUAGUUCACAUUUAGAUGCAGUACCUCAAGCUACACCAAUAAAUCGCAAUAGAGUACACAAUAAAAAAGUUAGGACUUUUCCAUUAUGUUUUGAUGACACGGAUCCAUCAGCAAAUUUAGAAAAUGCAGCGCAACAAGAGAUGCUUGUCCCAAUACGUUUAGAUAUGGAAAUCGAAGGCCAAAAAUUGAGAGAUACAUUUACAUGGAACAAAAACGAAAGUCUCAUAACGCCCGAACAAUUCGCCGAAGUAUUGUGUGAUGAUUUAGACUUAAAUCCAUUAACGUUCGUUCCUGCAAUCGCGCAAGCGAUAAGACAACAAAUAGAAGCAUUCCCUCAGGAAACAAUAUUAGAGGAUCAGUGUGAUCAACGAGUAAUAAUUAAGUUAAAUAUACACGUGGGUAACACGUCAUUAGUGGACCAAGUAGAAUGGGAUAUGUCAGAGAAGGAGAAUAAUCCAGAGAAGUUCGCGAUGAAGCUCUGCGCAGAACUCGGCCUUGGCGGGGAAUUCGUCACUGCUAUCGCUUAUAGUGUACGUGGUCAAUUGUCGUGGCAUCAAAGGACGUACGCGUUUUCCGAGGCGCCACUACCCACUGUAGAAGUUCCCUUCCGACCUCCAUCGGAGGCGGAUCAAUGGGCACCGUUCCUGGAAACCUUAACGGACGCGGAGAUGGAGAAGAAGAUACGUGAUCAGGAUCGAAAUACCCGACGUAUGCGACGUUUAGCGAACACAACACCUGGCUGGUAGAUAAAAUCAGUAAAUAAUACGAUAUGUAAGAGUAUUUAGAAGAGAAACUGCAUAUAAUUUAAUGUUUUUUAAUUGUCAAUCGACGUCAAUCGAAUUGUCAUCUUAUAAUUUUUAGUAUAUAUAUAUAUAUAUAUGGUUCUAUGAUA